Sphenostylis stenocarpa is the source of this 519-nucleotide messenger RNA. The record is from the annotation of a GenBank genome assembly. Lineage: Eukaryota; Viridiplantae; Streptophyta; Magnoliopsida; Fabales; Fabaceae.
AUGAUUGGAGGGGUUACAAACACUAGAGGGGUGGGGGAAGGAACUGCAAAAGUCCCCUAUCUCGCUAAUGAGUCUCGUCCCUCUCGCCCACUGCGACGACAGGGAUUUUUGCCACUCGGUGAUCCUCCGAUUAUCAGCCUCCUCCUCGCCAGAGAAGAGGAAGUUGUUGAUGAUGAAUUGCAAAUCCAAUUACGAGUGGCGGUUUCCGAAGAGGAAUGCUCUUCGGCGAAGUCCGGUCCCUCUUCGUCUUCCUCUGCCUCGCGCUACUAUCUCUCCAAAUGCGUCCUCAGAGGAAGCGUCGUUCUUCAGGUCCUCCACGCUCACAUCCGUUCUCCCUCCUCAAAUGACAUCGUCUUCGGCAAGGAGACGUCUAUUGAAUUGGUGGUUAUUGAGGAGGAUGGGAAUGUACAAUCUGUAUGUGAUCAGCCUGUCUUUGGCACCAUCAAAGAUCUUGCCAUAUUGUCUUGGAACGAAAAGUUUCGUGCACGUGAUCCUCAGCUGUGGGGUUUGUUUCUGUAA